AGGGAGGAAGAGAGAAAAAGACGGGGCACUAUAAACUACAGGAAGCCCCAGUGUCAAACAAACAGGGGACUAGGAGAGCUCCAGUCCAGAACCAGCCACCAGCCUCCAGUCUCCAUUGACUUCAGGGAGUCGCAGCGCCUGCUGGACAGCAUGUCGGCGAGCCCUGGGCCUCGUGACUCAGACCGACUGCUGUUGGAACUCCAGGCCCCAGGGCCGGUGGGACUGCAGACACUGUUGGACCUGCUAGUGGGGGUGUACCAAGAGUUCCGCUUCUCACCCCUUGCCAGGGAGAAGUACGUUGCGGGCUUCCUGCAAUGGGUGGAGCCCCUGGUGAGGCAGGUGAAGAAGACGCGCAUCAAGAGGGAUGACUUCCACAUCUUGAAGGUGAUUGGUCGAGGGACCUUCAGUGAGGUGGCUGUAGCGAGGAUGCGUAGCACACAACAAGUGUACGCCCUGAAGAUUAUGAAUAAGUGGGACAUGCUGAAGCGAGGAGAGACAGCGUGUUACCAAGAGGAGAGAGAGGUUCUGCUGAAGGGUGAUCGACGCUGGAUCACCGAGCUGCACUACGCCUUCCAGGAUGACAAUUACCUGUACCUGGUGAUGGACUACUACGUGGGUGGUGACCUGUUGACCCUGCUCAGUAAGUUUGGCGACCGUAUCCCUGAGGACAUGGCGCAGUUCUACCUGGCUGAGAUGGUCAUGGCCAUUGACUCCAUCCACAGGAUGGGCUAUGUGCACAGGGACAUCAAACCUGACAACAUCCUGCUGACGGCAGAGGGCCACAUCAGGCUGGGGGACUUUGGUUCCUGUCUGAGGGUCCAGGAGGACGGCAUGGUGCACUCGUCCUUGGCAGUAGGCACACCCGACUACCUGUCCCCAGAGAUCCUGCGUGCGGUGGAGGGAGGGGGAGGCUAUGGCCCUGAGUGUGACUGGUGGGCCCUGGGGGUCUGUGCCUACGAGAUGCUGCAGGGGACCACACCCUUCUACGCAGAGUCCAUCUCGGAGACCUAUGCCAAGAUCAUGAACUUCCAGGAGCACUUUGACUUCCCCCCGUCUGGCCCCAAGGUUUCAAACAUGGCCCGUUCCCUCAUCAUGGGGCUGAUCUGUGAGAGGGAGGAUCGUAUGGGGGCUGGGGGCUCAGGGGACUUCAGGGGCCACCCUUUCUUCUGUGGACUAGAUUGGGGCUCCCUGCAUGAACUUCCAGCACCCUUCGAACCUGAAGUCUCCAACGCCACUGACACCUCAAACUUUGACGUGUUGGACGACUGCCUCAGUGAAAUGGAAACACUGAGUGACGUGAUGGACAGGGCCCCUAUCGGUGUUCACCUGGCUUUCGUUGGCUACUCAUACACAGCUACAAGACAGACAGGUGCCUUGGACCGCAGUUGUGACAUCAUGAUGGAGAUUGACCACCAGCGGCAUCAAGGGUUGCCAAGCCUCAAUUUCCAGGACAAGCUGAGUCAGAUGUGGCAGCUCAGAGACGCUCUGACAUCAACUGACAGCCUGCCUGCCCUGCUUGAGCUCCCCCUAGCCUUGGAGCAGGGUACUGCAGAGUCCACUCACACCACGAUAGAGGAGGACGAGGAGGAGACAGACCAGAAUUCAGGACUUGAUGAGGACCUGCACAGACGGCUACAUGAGGCAGAGAAGAGGAAUGGAGAGCUGGAGAAAGAGAUGGAGAGUCUAAGGGUUGAGAUCGGGGGCCUGAAGUCCUCCAAGGAGACAGAACUGCGUGUCUGCCCGUCAUCUCUUUCUCUGCCUGCCCACUGUCUGGACAAUGCGAGUGCGGCAUGCUGUGCUGUGCUGUGCUGUGACUCGCACACAAAAAAAGACUGCAUCUGUACCCUGGCCUGCAAUCCUGUUCAGUGGCUGACUGUGAGUGUGUUUCAGGGGAAAAGAUCACCCCCUGCCUGUCACUACCCGCUGGUGAUCCCUCUCCACCGCCACCUGCUGCUGUUCCACAGGGUGCGCUGGCCACAGGAGAGGACUGAGUCCUACCUGUUGGUGUGUGCGGAGGGGGGAGAGCCCCAAGCUUGGGACAGACACUGCUGUGCUGAAAUCUCCUGAACCCCCCACCCCACCACCCCCACCCUCACUAUAGUGGGGAAUGACAGACUUCUCUAUUCCAACGAGGAGUCCUAUUACAGUAUCUUGGAAUGAGAGAGUUUUGAGUAUGGUGGGUGGGUGGGUGCUAAAGAAAAUGCUACUCAUGGCACUGAGCAGAGUACUGGGGCAUAAAUAAACUGAGAGCAAUGGGGACAGCAGAACUGGAAACUUGCAGGCAGUUGGACAGACAUGGGAAAACUAAUGACUGUCACUAGAAGGAAUGAGGAGAUGUAAAUAAUAAAAUGAAGGACAUCUCCUGAACUACCAAUCGGACAGAGGUAAAAGUGAACACUGAAAACAAAGAAAACCCCAUAGGAAAAAGACAUUGCUGGUUUGAGUGACAGCCAGAGGGGCCAAUCAGCCUCCUCCAUAAGCCAACACUCUCCAGCCCACCUGGACAUUGAUGCAUUUUGCCCAAUAUUAGUGGCAUGACUUAUUAACAGCACCAUCUAAUGGUUAUUCACUGUUUGAGUUUUCCUUUGUACUUUGUAUCUAUGCAUCUAAGAGUGGAUUGUGUUGAGUCUGAGAGAUAUUUGUUGCACUAAUCUAGAGGCUCUGAUUUAAAGGCAUUUUAGAUAAGCCUGUUUGGAGUACAUAAAUCACAGCUACAGUACAAUAUUGAGCAAGCGCUGACUGAAGUUUAAGGAUAGAGUAACCUUGUCCCCAGGCUAUUGGGAGCAGCGCAUGUAAGCCUGGGAUAUCAACGAGACUUAAACACCGCGAGACUUCCGGGAAUGCUUGCCAAACAGACCAAACAAACCAGGCCGGGGGUUGGGGUUUGAGAAGAAAAUGAUUUCUUAGUUGUUCAUUUUCUCGAAAUCUAAAGGCACAACCUAGAUUCGAGCCAAUGCCUUAAGUAGUUGAACAUGUUACUAAUCCAACCUUAUGAAAAUGACAACUUAUAUUGAAGGAGUGGCUUUGAUUUGACAGCCUGCACAUGCAGUUCAGCCCGAGACGACCUUUAGACCUGGGCUGCGGUCCAAACACUUAAAAGAUACAUCCUCGUCCACUUACCCUCGCCUUAAGCCCUUGGGGGAAUCCCUGUCGCCCUGUCGUCCGAAUGAUUAGCAAAGCAAGGGAAGUUUGCAUCGUAAGCCCCUCAGCCCUCGUUUUUAGUCGGCUUUGCGAGUGUACAAUUGUGUUCACUCCGGGCCCUGAAACUCCCCAUAAUUCAAUUUGUGACGUUUACACAUCCACUAAGAAAACUUAAAAAGAAACAUCAAUGGAGAAGUCGACAUAAAAGUGUAAGUAAAAACGAAUGCAAAUAAGUUAGAAAUUCUGCUACUAAUGCACAUGACGGCACAAACACGUCUCGUAAAAAGUAAAUAUGUUUUUGUUUGGUUAUCUUUUGGAAAUUGUUGAAAUAAAACAUUUUCCUUCAGAAGUUCCAGCCAGGUUAACGUUAGUUAGGUAUUCAUUUGCUAGCUAUUAUACAGUAGGCGUAUAUUAAUAAUUAUAUAUUUAAUAUACACUACCGUUUAAAAGUUUGGCGUCACUUAGAAGUGUCCUUGUUUUUGAAAGAAAAGCACAUUUUUUGUCCAUUAAAAUAACAGCAAAUUGAUCAAAAAUACAAUGUAGACAUUGUUAAUGUUUUAAAGGACUAUUGUUGCUUGAAACAACUGAUUUCUUAUGGAAUAUCUACUGAGGCGUACAGAGGCCCAUUAUCAGCAACCAUCACUCCUGUGUUCCAAUGGCACGUUGUGUUAGCUAAUCCCAGUUUAUCAUUUUAAAAGUCUAAUUGAUUAUUAGAAAACACUUUUGCAAUUAUGUUAGUACACUGUUCUGAUUAUAGAAGCAAUACAAGGGCCUUCUUUUGAAUAGCUGAGUAUCUGGAGCAUCAGCAUUUGUGGGUUCGAUUACAGGCUCAAAAUGGCCAGAAACAAAGAACUCUCUUCUGAAACUCAUCAGUCUAUUCUUGUUAUGAGAAAUGAAGGCUAUUCCAUGCAAGAAAUUGCCAAGAAACUGAAGAUCUCGUACAACGCUGUGUACUACUCCCUUCACAGAACGGCGCAAACUGUCUCUAACCAGAAUAGGAAGAAGAGUGGGAGGCCCCGGUGCACAACUGAGCAAGAGGACAAGUACAUUAGAGUGUCUAGUUUGAGAAACAGAAGCCUCACAAGUCCUCAACUGGCAGCUUCAUUAAAUAGUACCCGCAAAACACCAGUCUCAACGUCAACAGUGAAGAGGCGACUCCGGGAUGCUGGCCUUCUAGGCACAGUUCUUCUGUCCGGUGUCUGUGUUCUUUUGCCCAUCUUAAUCUUUUCUAUUUAUUGGCCAGUCUGAGAUAUGGCUUUUUCUUUGCAACUCUGCCUUUUGGGUGGAAGUGUCUGGGAACGAGGUUAAGGAUAGAGAGAUCUGAGGCAAGUGUGUCUGUUAACAUUUUCUGGCGUUGUCAAGUUAGAAUUAGGUCUGGACCAGGAUGUUACAUGCAGCUUGCUGACACUGAGCCUUCCUACAAACAGGAAGGCUAAGCACCAUAAUGACCUGGACCAGAGAUAGGUUACACUAUAGAUGAUGUGUACUAAAAAUACAUGUUGGAGAGCUAUGGGACAUAAGUCCAGUAUAGCCAAGUAACCAACACAAGGCUAUUGGUUUGAAUCUCAAACUAUGUGUCCUGUGCUAGCUAUUAUGCUGUCAAAAUACUUGUGUAUACACUCCUUGCUGUUUGGUAAGCCAUUUUAAAUCAUAUAGGCCUAAAAUGUUCCUUUGGACAUUGAGGCAUGUAAGAGAAUUAUACUGGAUUUUGAGAGAAACCGUAUAGAGUACCACAGUAUGAGUCAUAAUACCCACAAAACCUAGUGGUCAAAUAGGGAAAUGGUUCCAAUCGUUUUUUCCACCAUUCGAUUUUAGAAACACUUAUAAUAAGGGCUGUGUUUUGUGUAGGUUUACCCUGGCGAGACUUUUUGAUAGAUGUGUAAAUCUCUCUAGGACAAGGUGACUUUUAUCUUUCUAUUUGCCUGUUUGACAUCUAGGUUUGUGGGUAUUAUGACACCUUCAUCGUGGGGCUGUAUACUACAAAAUAUGCACUGUAUACUGUAGGUUGCAAGGCCUUUUGUAUUUGAGCAAUACUUGAGAUGUACAUGAGGAAGAGCACGAUUGUCACUCACUGGGUACUAUAAAAGGUCAUACAUUUGUGACUACAUUUUGUUUUCAAUAGGUGUCAUUAUACACGGAGUAUACAAAAGAUUAAGAACACCUGCACUUUCCAUGACAUAGACUGACCAGGUGAAUCCAGGUGAAGGCUAUGAUCCCUUAUUGAUGUAACUUGUUAACCUGUCUAGCCCCGGGUUGCCGCUAGCGGCACACCCCCCCCACCCCCACUGAAAAGGCAGAGCCGCGAAAUUCAAAAAAAAUAUAUUUUUUUAAUAUUUAACUUUCACACAUUAAAGUCCAAUACAGCUAAUGAAAGACACAGAUCUUGUGAAUCCAGCCAACAUGUCCGAUUUUUAAAAUGUUUUACAGGGAAGACACAAUAUGUAAAGAUGUAAAUCUAUUAGCUAAACACAUUAGCAUAAUCCACCAUCUUUUCUUUGUCCACCAACACCAGUAGCUAUCACCAAUUCGGCUAAACUAAGAUAUUGAUAGCCACCAACCAAGAAAAAACCUCCUCAGAUGACAGUCUGAUAACAUAUUUAUGGUAUAGGAUAGGUUUUGUUAGAAAAAUGUGCAUAUUUCAGGUAGAUGUCAUAGUUUACAAUUGCACCCACCGUCACAAAUGGACUAGAAUAAUUACAAUGAGCAACGUGUUUACCUAACUACUAAUCAUCAAACAUUUCGUAAAAAUACACAGCAUACACUAAUCGAAAGACACAGAUCCUGUGAAUACAGACAAUAUUUCAGAUUUUCUAAGUGUCUUACAGCGAAAACACAAUAAAUCGUUAUAUUAGCAUAGCACAUGUGCAAACAUUACCCCAGCAUUGAUUCUAGCCAAAGAGAGCGAUAACGUAAACAUCGCCAAAAUAUAUUAAUUUUUUCACUAACCUUCUCAGAAUUCUUCAGAUGACACUCCUGUAACAUCACAUUACAACAUACAUAUACAGUUUGUUCGGAAAUGUGCAUAUUUAGCCACCAAAAUCAUGGUUAGACAAUGAGAAAAGUAGCCCAGCUGGUCAGAAAAUGUCGUGCGCCAUAUUAGACAGUGAUCUAGUCGUAUACAUAAAUACUCAUAAACGUGACUAAAAAAUAUAGGGUGGACAGCGAUUGAUAGACAAUUUAAUUCUUAAUACAAUCGCGGAAUUACAUUUUUUAAAUUAUCCUUACUUUUCAAUACAGUUUGCGCCAAGCGAAGCUACGUCAAAAAAGAUGGCGUCCUAAGCCACUAACAUUUUUCGACAGAAACACGAUUUAUCAUAAUAAAUUGUUCCUACUUUGAGCUGUUCUUCCAUCAGAAUCUUGGUCAAAGAAUCCUUUCUUGGGUCUAAUCGUCUUUUGGUCGAAAGCUGUCCUCUUGCCAUGUAGAAAUGCACAUUGCGUUCGGCAUGAACUGGAACGGUGCCCAGAGAUUCACAGUGGCUCAGAAAUAAAUGUCCCAAAAUCGCACUAAACAGAUAUAAAUUGCUAUAAAACGCUUUAAAUUAACUACCUUAUGAUGUUUUUAACUCCCAUAACGAGUAAAAAUAUGACCGGAGAAAUAUAACUGGCUACACUAAUGCUUGGAAAAACAGUAGGUCGGUGUCCUCCGCGCGCCUGACGCACCAAGAAAAGAGUUCCUACCUACAGGAUUUUUUCAUUUAUAGUGGCUGUGAUUGGGCAAUCGAUACCAUUCAAAGCGUCAUCACGUAAAGGCAUCCAGGGGAAGACGUAAGCAGUGUCCGUAUACUCAUAGGAAUAACAGUGGCCUUAAAACUGACUCCAGAACAGGGGCCAAAAUGUGUGAAAUCUGACUCCAUGUCAGGGAAAUUGCUGUAGAAUGAGUUCUGUUCCACUCAGAGACAAAAUUUCAACGCCUAUAGAAACUAUAGACUGUUUUCUAUCCAAUAAUAGUAAUAAUAUGCAUAUUGUACGAUCAAGAAUUUUGUAGGAAGCCGUUUCAAAAAUUACACGAUUUCCAUAAAUAGUGACAACAGCACCCCCUAGCCUUAACAGGUUUUAAAUCCACUUCAAUCUGUGUAGGUGAAGGGGAGGAGACAGGUUAAAGAAGGAUUGUUAAACCUUGAGACAAUUGACACAGAUUGUGUAUGUGUGCCACUCAGAGGGUGAAUGGGCAAGACAACAUAUUUAAGAGCUUUUGAACGGGGUAUGGUAGUAGGUGCCAAGCACACCGAAUUAUGGCAAGAACUGAAACGCUGCUGGGUUUUUCACGCUCAACAGUUUGCUGUGUGUUUCAAGAAUGGUCCACCACCCAAAGGACAUCCAGCCAACUUGACACAACUGUGGGAAGCAUUGGAGUCAACAUGGGCCAGCAUCCCUGUGGAAUGCUUUCGACACUUUGAGUCCAUGCCGCAACGGAUUGCGGCUCUUCUGAGGGCAAAAGGGAGGGGGGCGGGUUGCAACUCAGCAUUAGGAAGGUGUUCCUAAUGUUUGGUAUGCUCAGUUUAUAUAUAUGUUGUAUUACUGAGAUGCCUUAACGUUCAAUUGCACAUAUUUAAUCAUCUUUUGGAAACAAUAUGAAUUAUACUAAUAAAAUCUUUAUUAUGGA
Salvelinus fontinalis (brook trout) is the source of this 7744-nucleotide messenger RNA. Its product is annotated as myotonin-protein kinase-like. NCBI's taxonomy places the organism in Eukaryota, Metazoa, Chordata, Actinopteri, Salmoniformes, Salmonidae. The record is from RefSeq and is a predicted model, not a curated record. The transcript has 15 exons. Gene Ontology annotation, cellular component: cytoplasm; cytoskeleton. Gene Ontology annotation, biological process: actomyosin structure organization; peptidyl-threonine phosphorylation. Gene Ontology annotation, molecular function: protein serine/threonine kinase activity; ATP binding. Bases 151 to 2067 code for a protein of 638 amino acids.